AUGGAAGAAGAAUCAAAAUCAAUGAUGAUGAUUGAGCAAAGAAUUCGGGAGUAUCUGCAACUGAGCGAAGACGAUGAGGAGACACCACGAGUGGAGGGAUUAGUAGGGGAAGGAAGAAGUUUCUACGAGGAUUUCAGCCUCCGAGGAAUCCGAGUCAACCGGGUCGACCCGGGUUUCAUUUCCUGCACUUUCAAGGUUCCUCUUCGUUUGACGAACAGAGACGGGUAUCUAGCAAAUGGUGCGAUUGCAAAUCUUGUGGAUGAGGUUGGUGGGGCUGUUGUACAUGUACAAGGUUUACCCAUGAAUGUUUCUGUCGACAUGUCUAUCGCAUUCCUUUCCGUAGCUAAGCUCGGCGAGGAGUUGGAGAUAACGUCGAGAGUAUUGGGAGAGAUAGGGAGUUAUAAAGGAACAAUCGUUGUUGUGAGAAACAAGAAGACCGGAGAGAUUAUAGCGGAAGGUCGACAUUCUUUGUUUGGCAGACAAGCUAGUAAGCUUUGA
This is a messenger RNA of Arabis nemorensis, 498 nucleotides long. Lineage: Eukaryota; Viridiplantae; Streptophyta; Magnoliopsida; Brassicales; Brassicaceae. The record is from the annotation of a GenBank genome assembly.